AUGGCUGACGCUAUGUUAAAACACGCAAACUCGUCUACAUUACCGUUAUCUCGGUAUAGCACAACAGCGAUAGAAACGGAAAAAGGUGAUCUGGCUUUAGAAGCUGUAGUUCUGAUAGAUGUACGACGAGAAGAAACUGAUGCUAAAAAAGGGAUUGGUCGCGCUCUAGUUCUUUGUUUUGAUGGUGUAGCUGGUACAUCGCGUUCCAACGAUAAUACAUCCCCGUCAUUGGAAUAG
Didymodactylos carnosus is the source of this 237-nucleotide messenger RNA. Lineage: Eukaryota; Metazoa; Rotifera; Eurotatoria; Philodinida; Philodinidae. The record is from the annotation of a GenBank genome assembly.